This is a messenger RNA of Talaromyces proteolyticus, 2323 nucleotides long. RefSeq names its product putative t-complex protein 1 theta subunit. The coding region runs from base 146 to 1867 and encodes 573 amino acids. Gene Ontology annotation, biological process: protein folding. The record is from RefSeq and is a predicted model, not a curated record. NCBI's taxonomy places the organism in Eukaryota, Fungi, Ascomycota, Eurotiomycetes, Eurotiales, Trichocomaceae. Gene Ontology annotation, cellular component: chaperonin-containing T-complex. The transcript is spliced from 3 exons. Gene Ontology annotation, molecular function: ATP binding; ATP hydrolysis activity; ATP-dependent protein folding chaperone.
CCCGACCUGGAAAACGAAGCUUCACUCUGAGGAAAAAGGAGUUCUACUCUAGGGAAGCUUUCAUUUCACACGCCACCUGUUUGCUUUCAUUUUUUCUGUUUCUCUUUCCUUCAGACUCCCUGCUCUCAGGAGCGCUGUGUAAAAUAUGUCGUUAAACAUCCCCGGCCCCUCUCAGGCCGGACUCUUCAAGGCGGGAUAUCAAAGCCAUGAUGCCGAAGAUGGCGCCGUCAUUCGCAACAUCGAAGCCUGCCGAGCUAUCUCUCAGACCGUUCAGUCAUCGCUGGGUCCAUAUGGCCGGAAUAAGAUUGUUAUAAAUCAUCUUCAGAAAAUGUUCCUCACAUCAGACGCUGCGACAAUUCUACGGGAAUUGGACGUUGUGCACCCCGCCGCAAAACUGCUUGUCAUGGCCAGUCAACAGCAAGACUCGGAGAUGGGCGACGCCACUAACUUCGUGAUUGUGUUUGCCGGAGAAUUACUAAAGAAGGCGGAGGAGCUAUUGCGAAUGGGCCUCAAGACGAGCGAUAUCGUGCAAGGUUACGAAAAGGCACAGACCUUUGCAUUGAAUGCAUUGGAGGAUCUCGAAGUCGACCGUCUCAAGGAAAUGCGCUCACAAACAGAGCUUGUAAAGGCUCUCCGCACUGUCAUUGCCAGCAAGCAAUCCGGAUCUGAAGAUACUCUUGCCGACCUUGUCGCCGAAGCCGUUCUCGCCGUCCUCCCCAAGAACCCUAUCAACUUCAACGUUGACAACGUUCGCGUGGUCAAGAUCAUGGGUGGUAGCUUGGAACAAUCACGAGUCGUGAAGGGUAUGGUUUUCGGUCGCGAGCCUGAUGGAGAUGUCAAGAAAGCGCGCAAGGCCAAGGUUGGCGUGUUUAGCUGCCCAAUCGACAUUUCUCAGACCGAAACCAAGGGUACAGUGCUUUUGAAAAAUGCCCAGGAAAUGCUCGAUUUCACUAAAGGUGAAGAAGAGCGCUUGGAAGCUGCUAUCAAGGAGUUGUACGAUUCUGGCGUCCGUGUGGUUGUUGCUGGGUCUACCGUGGGCGAGCUGGCUCUUCACUAUCUCAACCGUUUCAACAUUCUCGUUGUCAAGAUCCUCUCUAAAUUCGAACUACGCCGACUUUGCCGUGUUGUGGGCGCUACUCCGCUCGCUCGUCUUGGUGCUCCCAUGCCGGAUGAAAUGGGAAGCGUUGAUGUAGUCGAGACCACAGAGAUUGGAGGUGACCGCGUCACAGUGUUCCGCCAAGAAGACGCCAACACCGUCACUCGUACUGCUACUAUCAUCCUCCGAGGCGCAACGCAGAAUCACCUGGAUGAUAUCGAACGGGCCAUUGACGAUGGCGUCAACGUUGUCAAGGCAGUCACAAAAGACCCUCGUCUGACUCCCGGUGCUGGAGCCACGGAGCUUCAAUUGGCUGAGCGAAUCUCCGCGUUCGCCGACAAAACCCCUGGCCUGUCCCAAUACGCCAUCAAGAAAUACGCAGAGGCCUUCGAGGUUGUCCCUCGCACGCUAGCCGAAUCCGCGGGCCUCGACGCAACCGAGGUUCUGUCCCGUCUGUACACAGCACACCAACGCACACGCAAGUACGAGGAGUCCGAAGACGACGACGAGGGCUCGGAAGAAAACUCGGAAGAGUCGGAGGAUGAAGAGCCGUACUGGACAACAGGCGUUGAUCUAUUCUCGGUCUCCAACACCGGCACAAUCGACGCCGUAGAAGAGGGUAUUCUGGACUUGAUGGCUUCGAAGAGCUGGGCUAUCCGUCUCGCCACCGAGUCCGCUCGUACUGUCUUGAGCGUGGAUCAGAUCAUUGUUGCCCGUCAAGCCGGUGGGCCGAAACCACCUGGUCAGAAUCCUAACUGGGAUGAGGAUUAGAGGGGGAGAAAAGAAGAGAAAAGUGCAUGUUAAAAUUCCUAUAAGAAUAAUAUUCCUUUUUUUGUUCCAAAACGGAUGUGAAUAGAUAAUAUGAUCAAUUGAUGAGAUUAUUUAUGUGAAGUACCAUUACAUAUCAGAGGGAGGAGGAUGGUAUAAAAUCUAUUAAAAAUUGAAAUGAUAGGGCUGGCUAUGGGAAUGCACAAUGCGAUCGGAUCUAAUUACCAGCUAUCUGAUCGGGCAGCAGGGUAGUCCUAGUCCAGCUUUCAAUGUCGUGACAGUACAUAUAUGAACCCAUUUUGGGACUAAUCUUCUAUGCUGACCAGCACACACCUUGUGGGGGGUCUUUGAAGUGCAAUUAUGUAUGCUUUCUAUCCCUUGGAAUCAGGUAGAAGGGAUUCAGGUGGUUUCCAGCCAUCACUACAUGUGCUUCUAGACGCCAAUUUUUAAUACGCGCGG